AAAGAAUCCAAACACGUCACUCUCCAGUCUACAUCACCUAGUAUCUUCCAUUUUCAGCCUUUCCCCCGGUUUCUCCCUUCCUAAAACCACUUGGUUUCCCGAACCAGAGUGGAGAAAAGAAGAUUUCCAGUUCCAUCUCAUUCACAGCUCUUCACAGAUUCGAUUUAUCCCAAAAACAUGCUUUUUAGAGACUCUGCUGUGCUUCUGAUUCUUGCAGUGACUUGCUGCUCGUUGAGGGUCGCUGAUUCAGAGGUGCCACAAGAUGAAGUGGGCUCUUUUCCGAUUGCAGAGGUGGUGAGUUCUUAUUGGGAGCUGAAAGAUUCAUAAUUCAUUCAGGACCUAUGAAAUAGAAACUAGAAGUGGAUGCUCUCCAGCAAAUUGUAACUACAAUGGGUGUAAAAUAUUGGAAGUUCAACAGCAGUUCAUGUCGUGUUGAAUUGGUUGGGGUGACACCACAAGCACCAAGGAAAUCUGAGGGCAGUGUUGAGUGCAAUUGCAACUUAAAGAAUGACUCCUAUUGUCAUGUUGUAAAGAUCGAGCUUAAAUUUUUUAAUCUUCCUGGCAUCCUUCCACCUGAACUGGUGAAGCUACCUUACCUCCGUGAUAUUGAUUUUGCUUACAAUUACCUUAUGGGUACAAUUCCAUCUGAAUGGGCUUCUAUGCAAUUGAAUUCAAUCUCUGUUCUUGCAAACCGCUUAUCAGGGGAAAUUCCAAAGGACCUAGGAAAUAUUCCCACUCUCACAAUCCUGUUUCUUGAAGCAAACAACUUUUCAGGCAAUGUUCCUCCUGAACUCGGGAAACUAAUUAACUUGAAUAGUUUGGUAUUGUCUUCGAAUCAGUUGAGGGGAGAGCUGCCAACAUCUUUUUCCAAGCUAAGAAAUUUAACAGAUUUUAGGAUAAAUGACAAUGAGUUCAGUGGAGCAAUUCCUGAUUUCAUUACAAACUGGAAGCAACUUAUGAGAUUAGAAAUGCAUGGAAGUGGACUGAAAGGACCCAUUCCAUCAGACAUAUCCCUUCUGAACAAGCUAAAGCAUUUGAGAAUUAGUGACAUAGAAGCCUCAGCUCAGGGAUUUCCCAACUUGAGCAACCUUACAGAGUUGGAAAUAUUGGUUUUGAGAAACUGCAGCAUUUCUGGUCAGAUUCCAAAAUAUAUUUGGAAAAUGGAAAAUCUCUAUAUGUUGGAUGUCAGUUUUAACAGGUUAGUGGGAGAAAUUCCAGAUGAUAUAACUGGCAAGCGUUUGGCAUAUGUGUUUUUGAGUGGCAACAUGCUGAGCGGAAAUGUACCAGAAUCCAUCUUGAGGAAUGGAAGGAUGGUCAUGGUAGUCAAGCUUCUUCAGCAAGGAAACUCAAGACUUUUGGUUUCUUGCUAUGUGGUUUCCUUAUCAAUCCAAAGUGAUCUUUCCUACAAUAACUUUACAUGGCAAGGCCCUGAUCACCCAACUUGUCAACAGAAUAUGAAUCUAUACAUAAAUCUUUUCAGAAGCUCUGCAACAGACAACCCCUUAAAGAAUAUUCUACCAUGCACAAGGGAUUUCAGUUGUCCAAGCUAUGGUUGCUCGAUGCAUGUUAAUUGUGGUGGAAACGCUUUAACUGUGAAAGAAGAUAAUGAAAAAGUUAUGUAUGAAGGAGAUGCAGAAGCUGAAGGUGGUACGGCAAGAUUAUUCACAAAAAUAGAUGGUCACUGGGGUUUCAGUAGCACUGGAGACUUCAUGGAUGAUAAUGAUAACCAAAAUGCACGUUUUGUUAAAGCUGUUUCAGCAACAAACAUCUCUGAAUUAUAUACUACAGCGCGCCUUUCUCCUAUUUCACUCACUUACUUCAGGCACUGCUUAGAGAAUGGGCUUUAUACUGUUAAUCUGCACUUUGCAGAAAUAUUUUUUACAAAUGAUAAUACCUAUAGCAGUCUUGGAAGGCGUAUAUUUGAUAUUUACAUUCAGGGAAAUUUAAUUAGGGAGGGUUUUAAUAUUCAAGAUGAGGCAGGUGGGACACUAAAGCCAGUAAUAAAAAAAUUUAAUGCCAGUGUGACAGAUAAUAUUUUGGAGGUUCGAUUUCAUUGGGCUGCCAAAGGGACCACGCGUAUUCCUGAUAGUGGAGUUUAUGGUCCCCUAAUAUCAGCUAUUUCGGUUCAUCCUACUUUCAAAUCUUGUUCAGCUGGUGGAAAGAAGAAUGUUACUGUUUAUGUUGCUGUUGGAGCUGUGGCAAUAUGCAUUAUUUUUGUAGUAGUUGGUUUUCUUUGGUGGAAAGGCUAUUUGAAAGGCAAAAAAGGGAAUGGUAAGGAUUAUGACGGUCUAGAGGGACAGAUGGGUUCUUUUACUUUGAAGCAGAUUAAAGCUGCCACUAACAAUUUUGAUCCUGCAAGCAAGAUUGGAGAAGGUGGUUUCGGUCCUGUGUACAAGGGUCUACUUUCUGAUGGUACAGUAAUUGCAGUGAAGCAACUAUCCUCUAAAUCAAGGCAAGGGAAUCGUGAAUUUUUGAAUGAAAUAGGCAUGAUAUCCUGCGUGCAACACCCCAAUCUUGUUAAGCUUCAUGGAGGUUGUAUCGAAGGGGACCAAUUGUUAUUGGUAUAUGAGUACAUGGAAAACAAUAGCCUUGCUCGUGCUUUGUUUGAAGACAGCCAAUUGAUACUCAAUUGGCCAACGAGGCUUAAGAUCUGCAUUGGGAUUGCUAGAGGUUUAGCUUUUCUGCACGAGGAAUCAAGAUUCAAGAUUGUUCACAGAGACAUUAAGGCUACUAAUGUUCUGCUUGAUGGAAACCUAAACCCCAGGAUUUCUGACUUUGGAUUGGCUAGGCUUAAUGAAGAGGAAAAGACACACAUUAGCACUCGUGUUGCUGGAACCAUAGGAUAUAUGGCCCCUGAAUAUGCACUUUGGGGUUACUUGACCUACAAGGCAGAUGUUUACAGCUUUGGAGUCGUAGCUCUGGAAAUCGUUAGUGGGAAGAACAACAACAGUUACAUGCCAACAGAGACUUUCAUCUGUCUGCUGGAUUGGGCCUGCAACUUGCAACAAGGAGGAAACUUGGUGGACCUUGUCGAUCCAAAGUUGGGUUCUGAGUUCGAUAAGGAGGAAGUCGAGAGGAUGGUGAAAGUAGCGCUCUUGUGCACAAAUGCAUCGCCCUCGCUUAGGCCUGUAAUGUCGGAGGUGGUGGGCAUGCUUGAAGGCCGAAUGAGUAUCCCAGACAUAACUCCAGACCCGACUGGCUAUAACGAAGAUCUGCGGUUCAAAGCCCUGAGAGACUUCCGUCGGCAAGAGACGAGAAACCAUAGUUUCAGUUGGAGCCAAACCAAGAAUUUGACAGCCCGACCAGAGAUCGGUUCUUCCUCCACAUCCUUUGGCAACCGCCAUGGAAACAACUCAAGUCCAAACACAUACUAAUAAGCUAUUUGUUUGUUAGAUACUUCAAGCGUUACGUGCAUAGAUUAUUAUUUAUUUGUUCUUCUUUAGUGUAAUGUUCUUGAUUGAGAUGGAGAACUUGGAUCUGUAUGUUGAAAGAGCCUUCUUUUCUUGGCGUGUCUGCGUGUUUGGUAUCCGUGAAAAAGAAAAAGAAACGAUGAGAAAGGAGGGUGGGGGGAAAAUUCAUUGCAAAGGAAAUUUCAUUGCACUGCA
Molecule: messenger RNA, 3605 nt
Organism: Diospyros lotus (date-plum)
Lineage: Eukaryota; Viridiplantae; Streptophyta; Magnoliopsida; Ericales; Ebenaceae
Product: probable LRR receptor-like serine/threonine-protein kinase RFK1
Exons: 26
Coding region: 390-3374 (994 amino acids)
Biological process (GO): protein phosphorylation
Molecular function (GO): protein binding; protein kinase activity; ATP binding
Source: RefSeq, a predicted model, not a curated record